Molecule: messenger RNA, 4911 nt
Organism: Candoia aspera
Lineage: Eukaryota; Metazoa; Chordata; Lepidosauria; Squamata; Candoiidae
Gene: AMOTL1
Product: angiomotin like 1
Exons: 13
Coding region: 140-2962 (940 amino acids)
Biological process (GO): hippo signaling; actin cytoskeleton organization; regulation of cell migration
Cellular component (GO): plasma membrane; bicellular tight junction; cytoplasmic vesicle
Source: RefSeq, a predicted model, not a curated record
UUACGUUGCCGAGCCCAGACCCUUCUCCGGCGCCACGGCUGAGGGAGCGGGCUCGUGCGGGACGGUCCUUCCUCCGCCCAGGGAGCCUUGGUCGCCGCGGCGAAUACAUGGGCCACCAUUAGGACCCAGGGACGUUGCUAUGAUUUGGGCAGCCGUAGGCCCCCCAUCGAUCUGCUAUACUUCCAGUACUCCUGUGCAGGUACUGGAAGGCACUGGCUGUCUUAAUACAGAUCCUCACCUGUUUGGCAAUAGGCAAGAUGGCUCCCCAUUAAUGGUAGAGGGGUUCAAUAAUAUUGAAGCUGAAGACCCUUUGUGUACCUUCUACCCCCCAAGCUUCCUUCAGGCUUCAGAGGUGGAAAUGAGAGGUUCGGAGGAUGUUGCCCCUGGCACUGUUUUACAGCGGUUGAUCCAGGAGCUGCGCUAUGGCAAUCCGAAUGAGAAUAUGAACCUACUGGCUCUCCAGCACCAAGCUACGGGGAGUGCAGGGCCAUCCAACUCUACUGCCAGCAGCACCCUGUCUUCUUCUGCAGAAAACCUUGUGCCGGAAGACCCACAAAUGGUCCAGCAGUCAGCACGGCAGGAACCACAAGGCCAGGAACAUCAAGGGGAUAAUACGGUGAUGGAGAAGCAGACCAGAGGCUCCCAGCCUCAGCAGAACAGUGAAGAAUUACCUUCUUAUGAAGAGGCCAAAGCCCAGUCUCAGUUUUUUAGAAGUCAGCAGCCUAGUGUUGGGCCCAGUUUCUAUGUGGCCAGCAGCUCUGGUCCAAAAUCUAAGACAGAAGGGAGGCCCACUUUGGCCCGUGCCAACAGUGGACAGGCCCACAAAGAUGAAGCACUGAAGGAACUGAAACAAGGUCACGUGCGCUCCUUGAGCGAGCGGAUCAUGCAGCUCUCCUUGGAAAGGAAUGGGGCCAAACAGCAUCCUCCCUGCUCCGGGAGAAGCAAAGGGUUCAAAUCCAGUGGGCCACCCGCUUCCCAGGCUUCCAAUAAAGGCAUGGAACUGAGGGGGCCCCCUCCAGAUUAUCCAUUCAAAAGCAAACAGGUGGCCUCUCCAGGAAGCAAAAGUCAAGAGCCAGGGGUGUUUUUUAAUGAGCAGCAUUCUGGAACGAUUCAAGAAGCGGCAAAGCCAUCCUAUUCAGCGUCACAGCCAGCGAGGAGUGAAGUAGCCAUUGCCCGAUAUCAGGCUCCCCCAGAGUAUGGUGUCAACAGUCGUCAAUGUGCGUCCUCUUUUCCAUCACUGCCAGUGCCCCAGGAGCACAGCCCAGUGGCCUCCCAGGCCUCCUCUCUGAGUGGCCCCCUGCACUCUGCGUCUCUGCCACCUCUCUCCAUGGCCACAGCAUCACAGUCUCUGCCUGCAACUCCGCCUAGCCAGCAGCCCCUCACAUCAGAUGCCUUCACGAUAGUACAGCGAGCCCAGCAAAUGGUGGAGAUGUUGUCUGAAGAUAAUGAAGCCUUGCAGAAGGAGCUGGAGGGCUACUACGAGAAAGCUGACAAGCUUCAGAAGUUUGAAAUAGAAAUUCAGAGGAUUUCAGAAGCUUAUGAGGACCUGGUGAAAAUCACCACCAAGAGGGAAUCACUAGACAAGGCUAUGCGAAACAAACUUGAAGGUGAAAUCAGGAGACUCCAUGAUUUCAACAGGGACUUGCAUGACCGACUGGAGACUGCAAAUAGGCAACUGGCCAGCCGAGAGUUUGAGGGACAUGAAAAUAAGGCAACAGAGGAUCUUUAUGCCUCUCAGAACAAAGAGUACGUGAAGGAGAAGGAGAAGCUAGAAAUGGACUUGACAGCCAUGCGCUUGACCCAUGAGGAGCAGCGAAGGCACAUUGAAAUCCUGGACCAGGCUCUCAAUAGUGCGCAAGCCAAAGUCAUCAAACUAGAAGCAGAGCUACGGAAGAAGCAAGCGCACGUCGAGAAGGUAGAGAAGCUCCAGCAGGCCUUGACCCAACUUCAGGCAGCCUAUGAGAAACGAGAGCAGAUGGAGCAUCGGCUGCGCACCAGGCUGGAAAGAGAGUUGGAAUCUCUGAGGCUGCAACAGAAACAAGGGAACUACCAGGCAGCCCCUGUGCCUGAGUACAAUGUCCCAGCCUUAAUGGAGUUAGUGCGGGAGAAGGACGAAAGGAUUCUGGCUUUGGAAGCUGACAUGACCAAGUGGGAACAGAAGUACCUCGAAGAGAGCACAAUCCGACACUUUGCCAUGAAUGCUGCAGCCACAGCUGCCACAGAAAAAGAUACCUUGGCCACCAACCACUCCCGCAGUGGCAGCUACAGUGAGAGUUCCCUGGAAGUCCGCAUAUGGCAGGAAGAAGAGGAGAAGAUGCAAACCAGCCGGAGGUGUCAGGACAUGGAAUACAUAAUAAAGAAUCUGUAUGCAAAAAUCAUCGAGAAAGACGCCAUGAUCAAGGUCCUUCAGCAGCGAUCCAGGAAAGAUGCCAGCAAAGGAGAUUCUGCAAGCUUGCGGCCCGCUCAGUCGGUGCCAUCCAUAGCUGCAGCUACAGGAGCACACUCCCAUCAGACUUCUCUUAACCACAACCAGGGAGCUGAGGAGAAGAAAGAAGAAAAGUCAUGGAAAGAAAGCAUCGGUUUGCUGUUAGGGAAAGACACCCCUGAACAGUCAUCCAUCCCUUCAUUGACCCUUCCACCUCCCUCUUUGUCCUCUACAAUGUCUUCAUGGCCAGUAACCAUCUGCCAUGUUAAAAUGGACAGCAAAGACAGCAGCACUCAGACAGACAAAGGCACGGAGCUUCUCUGGCCCAGUGCAGCUUCUUUUCUGGGUAGAGGGAAACUGAGUCACUCUUCUGGUGGCAGUCCAGCCCUGAGGCACACGGCAGGCAAAAACGCUGGGGACAAACUUGAGAACUCUUCCACCUAUGGGAAGCUCCUGGACAGCAGCAAAAGCAGAGUUAGCAAUCUGCUUCACAAGCCUGAAUUUCCAGAUCCAGACAUGAUGGAAGUCCUUAUUUGAAGCCCUGGAGCUUUUGCUAGUUUGGGUAGCACACAUGGCCCCUGGAGGGGUUGUUGUUGUCUUUGCUCUGCUUGAAUUAAAAACUCUGGAGGACAGCACAAAGAUGGACCAAGAAAGUUUGAACCUAGAAGAAAACUCCAGGUGAAUCUGACUUUUGACAGAGAGCAGGGGACUUGGAAUGUUGGAGAUGGAACAUUUAGGAUGUCUGCUGUGAACAGUCAACCAUGCUGUGGAUUUGGGGGGAAAAAGAGGACAAGAAAUCAUAGGAAUCAGAGAACAUUUUCUAUUGGAGAUGUGUUUGAUAUACCAAGAACUGUUCUGCAACCAUCUGGGUAGUAACAUCAUUGGGUGGUAUGUUGCCUGCACGAAAAUUUUUGAAUUGCAUUUGCAAUUCCUGGGCAAGGGAGCAGGACUUCCGGAUAUCAUUGUUUUACAUACUGCCUUCCUCCUGCUUUUCCUUCUAGAUUCCCCCACCAUCCAGGUUUGCUUCAGAGAUGUAUGUUGGCAUGUUGUCAACCAUGCCAACAUACAUCUCUGGUAGAACAAGGUUUAGACAGGUUCAUCAUAAAUUUUUUCCAUGAUUUCUGUAGCUGUCCCUCUCUACAGCAGGUCCCUGAAUGCUGUUGACAACAAACUAAAAUGAGUUAACAUCCAGGUGCUCCAUACAUGACAGCCACGACUUCCUGAUCUUAUUCCACAAGGCCAUCUGCAUUAUGAAACUAAGCAGUUAAGUAACCAACCCGCCAAAAUGUCUUCAGCUCCUUAAAGUUCAAUGUAUCGUGGCUGUGUCAGACCCCUGGCUCAUUUAGGCCCACAACAGUUUAUAAUCUCAGAAGCAUUUUAAGGGACUUCUUCCCUGGAUUCAUAGCAAGGUUGCACUACCAGUGAGGUUUCCCACUGAGACCAGUCUCUGGCAAAAUGUUUUGCAGCUGAAAAUUCAUGUGUGAAGAUAGCACAUCUUUGGAUCAGCCUCUGCUUACUAGAUCUAUUUAUGGAUAAGCACAUCUGCUGCUAGGUAAGGUAUCUUUGAGUCUUCUGCUGUAAGCUGGGUUAUUGAAAGAAAAGUCCUAGUGUAACGUAAGUAGUAGUUCCCAAGAUGGUCCCUUCCGCAUGGGGCAAAACGUGCAGUUGUUUUUGUAUUCUCCUUUGUUCUGUAGUUUAGUGCCUGUUACGUUGAAUUCUUUCUGAAGAAAAGUAUGCCUGUGUACAUUGGUAAGAGUCCUUAUUCCAUGUAACAGUGUUCUGGUUUUGCUCUGACCCAUAAUUUGCCCCUUCAUCGGAUACUAUGUGGAAAGAAGUCUCCCAAGGCUUAUAGUAGCUGCUACCUCCAAGAGUAUCUGUGGGCAGGAAGGUCAUGCAAAUCCCUUUUUCCUCCUUCCCUUCCUCUGUAGACAAGGAGACAGUCUUCUUGCCUCUUAUUAGAGACAUGUUUAUCCAGGACAGGGAUGUCCUUGUUCUCCGUGGCAAAAAGCUGAAAAUGCAGCACUCUGUGAGGCCGAGUUACGUUUUAUCCAAAGCAUAAAUAGCUCGUCUCAAGUUCUGACUGCCUGUGGUCUUACUCAAAUUCCUCUCCGUGGCCUGUGAGGCGAAGAGGUGAAUCAGGACCGUAUGUAGCAUUGCUUACUCAGUGCUGUUUUCUUACUCAGCAAAACAUGGAAAUUUAGAGGGGGAUUAGCCUAAAACUUGCUUCCUUAUAUAUUUAUAUGUAUGUACAUUUAGACAUACAUAUCCUGGGACAUUUCAUUGAAGGCCAGACCUUCUAUUUAUAACUUUCCAACAGUAUCUUUACAUCCAAGAUUUCACUUGCAUACAAAGGGCAAAUUGUUACCAUUCUUUUGUGUGCAAUCUACAGGCGGCUUUCCCAGACCAAAAAGAUCAGGACAUUGAAUUCUUGUUAAUCUGAUUGCAUGCAAAAAUAAUACGUUACUCUAGAUCAGGGUGCAAAAAAG